AUGAGUGGAGUGCAACGCAAAGUGCUGCGACAAAGUAGCGUCAAGACCACCCUGUACUUCAGGAGGACGGAAUUCGAACCCCAAUUAUUAUUUUUUGGUCUCUUCCUGCUGCUGCCUAAAGGAUUUGACGCAGGUCAUAUUGUUGACUUAAUUGGGGCACAGACGACAAGUGCUUCAUUCCAAGUUGAAGUUAUCACUUACGAAGACAACUACAUCUUGUGCGACGAGAUCGAAAUCCGUCCCCCGAAUGCUGCAAUUCGCCUGUACCCUACAAAUUUUCCACAAAGACCAGGAAAAGUGUACGCUGACGGGCUGCAACCAGAAACGUGCUAUACGUUGACUACAAUAUGCUGUGAUUUGUAUAGGGAUAGUCCUUACAUCAAAACUGGACAAGACUGUUAUAAAGGAAGCAAGGAUUUUUGCACUGCUCAUUAUCCCGGUCAUCGAAUAAAUCUCAUUGAUGUUAACUCGACAAGUGCUUCCUUCGAAGUGGAAGUUGCUGGACACACCGACAACUACAUCUUGUGCGACGUCAUUGAAAUCAGUCCCGCGAAUGCUGCAAUUGACCUGUACCCUACAGAUGUUCCACGAAAACCGGGAAUUGUGUACGCUGAUGGACUGCAACCAGAAACGUGCUAUAUUUUGACUACAGUAUGUUGUGAUUUGUAUAGAUCAAGUCCUUACACCAAAACUGGGCGAGACUGCUAUCGAGGAAGCGAGGAUUUUUGCACUGCUAGCCCCGAGCAUCAAUUAGAUUUGAUUGAUGUUGACCCGUCGAGUGCUUCUUUCGAAGUGGAAAUUGUCGGAUAUACCGACCACUACAUCUUGUGCGACCUAAUCGAAAUCAGUCCCCCGAAUGCUGCAAUCGAACUGCACCCUGCAGAUGUUCCACGAAAACCGGGAAUUGUGUACGCUGAUGGACUGCAACCAGAAACGUGCUAUAAUUUGACUACAGUGUGCUGUGAUUUGUAUAGAGAUAACCCUUACACCAAAACCGGACGAGACUGUCAUCGAGGAAGCGCACAUUUUUGCACAUCUGUCACGGGCAAUUUAUAUGUCAGUCUCGGAGAGGAAAUGAACGGCCAAAACUUUGAUUGGUCAACCCUUGAUAUUCAAGUCUACAUGACAAAAGACUAUACUCCAUAUGAUAAUUCCGAUUAUGGUCUCUGGUUCGUCGACGGAGCCUCUUGCACCUUUUGGAUGGCCAAAAGUAAUCUGCAUAGUUUGCCAUGUAAUGUAGACCCAACAUUUGAGUCCAGCUCAUACCCGGCGGAACUCCAGAUGCGAAAUUUGGAGCCAGACAGUGUGUAUACACUCACAAUUGAGAACUUUUAUUCUCCAGAUCAAGCAAUUUAUGAUAUGGUUGGAGGAAACUUUACAAUAUGCACUUCUUCAGGCAAUUAUUCGAGGACAAAGCCUUGGAACUUGGUCGCCGAGGGUCAAAACAUAUCAUCUGCUUCUGACUCUAUAAACAUUCCACCCCAAUUUUUCACCACUCAACUGUUCAAUUAUGCGUCUAUAGGAAUUCUUAAUGAAACUGAAGAUUUCGUUGAAAGGCUCUGGAUUCCAUUUGACAAUUCAGUCGGCCAUACUUAUCACGACUUGGCUGCAGACAAUCAGUUCUGGAUGGAAUUCGUGUUUCCAUCUUUUAACUGUGACAUUGGAGACAUCCGCUACCGUCAAGAGCUUGUAGCUUGUACAGCCCCUUUGUUGCCUGAUGUAAUAUUCGAAACCUAUGACUAUGGGAUCAUACACUAUCAAGUAGUCCAUAACAAUUCCAACUUUGACACGAUCACAGCUUCUGUUGAGCCUCCAGACGCUCCCCCUCUGAAUAAAUUGGAGGGAUACUUUCUCGAUCUGAAGUAUGCAACUGUGUACACUCUAACCGUGCAAGUAGCGGUCGGGUCGAAGACUGACUGUGGACAAACAAAAUCAGAUGAUCUUAGAGUUUCCCAGAAAAUGAAAACAGCUCUUACACCUGCCAGUUGCUGUGCUACUUCUGCUACUCUGGCUUGUGACGAGAAGAAUGUGACAGUAUGGGCGGUGGCAAUCACAGCAUGUGUCAUUUUUCUAAUUGUCAGUGUGACGAUGAACAUCGUUUGCAUCGCUUACAUUUGCCGAGUGGACAGUCAGAAAACAACACGAAACUCAACAGGAAAAACAAACCAAGAACUCAACGGAAAGAUGGAACUGAACACCAUUUCACAGUGA
Symsagittifera roscoffensis is the source of this 2211-nucleotide messenger RNA. RefSeq lists its product as uncharacterized. Bases 1 to 2211 code for a protein of 736 amino acids. The record is from RefSeq and is a predicted model, not a curated record. The transcript is spliced from 10 exons. Lineage: Eukaryota; Metazoa; Xenacoelomorpha; Acoela; Convolutidae.